Messenger RNA from Anopheles coustani, 10156 nucleotides. RefSeq lists its product as uncharacterized. NCBI's taxonomy places the organism in Eukaryota, Metazoa, Arthropoda, Insecta, Diptera, Culicidae. Gene Ontology annotation, cellular component: cytoplasm; nucleus. The transcript is spliced from 11 exons. Gene Ontology annotation, molecular function: microtubule binding. The record is from RefSeq and is a predicted model, not a curated record. Bases 1769 to 9367 code for a protein of 2532 amino acids.
CCGUGGAGGGAUGACACGGUGGGGCGCCUACCUGGCGCUUGGUAUGCUUCUGCUUUGGCAUCCCAAGUGGAGGCAGCCAAAGAUUUUUGCGCAAAGCACGAUCUCGAUAAAUUAGCUGAAAAGUUAAUCUCCGGCGCCGUUUGGUUGAUUCGUCUUGCUAACCGAGCCCAGGAAUUUGCACCGUGAAAGCAGCAUCUUUCCGUGUGUAUGUGUGUGUGUAUGAGAUAAACGAGAUGAUGGGACGACGUCCGGCGGUGAACGAAAAGUUUGCCCGUGCAAAUUGAGGUAUUGGACGAGUUUCAUCAUUUUGCGGGAUUGAAACUCGCGACGAAAUGCAAUCUGAUCGCGUCUGGCGGCGAACGUGACCAUUGUUCCGGAGGUGGGGAGCUGAUCGACAACAGCGUGUUGGCAAACUUUUUGGAGAUAAUGGAGAGAAACAAAUUUGGGCAUGCCGAUAAUUUGCGCCGCCGAAGGGUACCUUCGUAACGGUUUCCGAUAACUUUCCCGAUCGGUGCGCUGUGGUGGAAGAAACGGUGGAAGAAAACUAGUGCUUCAAACUAAUGAUCAACCUGAGAAGUGUAGGAAAGUGAGAGUGUUUUGGCAUAAAACAAAAAAAAAAAACAAAAGUAGAAACAAACGAAAAAAGCAUCUCAAAACCACACAAGCUCGGAAAAGAAAAGUCAUCAUCUCCCAACCCCAGCGGGGGCUAGCGGAAGCGAAGAAAUGUUGGGAAAGAAAGAGCACGAACGCCAUCGACAGUAGUCGCCGGAUCUCGACGGAUGUAUGUUGCCGCGGGUUUUGUUGCUAGAUGUCUAAACAAUCAUUCCAUUCCGGUGGCUGACCCGGGCACCGGUAGAAAAACCCUGGCCCCGAGUGCAGCAGUGCUCGUAAUAAUCAAGCGGUGAAGAAAGUGAGCCGGUAUCGACGUGACGAUGGCGGUUCGAAAGCCAAAUCGAAACGAUCGGCGUUAGCUUGUGGUGGUUUGAUGAAACCAUAGAGAUCGGACCCCCGUGUGCCCCCGUGGUGACUGGAGCCCGCGGUCGGCACUUUCAGACAGUCAGUCGUCAGCUGGGACCCGGGCAUUCCAGUGCCGGAACAAUCUCGCUGGCUUUGCCCUUCUCUCGGCGCGGUUUCGAAGUGCUAGCAACCGAGUGACGGAGAGAAAUAGGAGCAAAAAAUCAGGAAGAAAACGAACGUGUUGUGCUCGUGUGGAUAAUGACAGCAUCCCGGAGGAGAUAGGUGAACUGACAGGAACCGGCCUCGCGGCAUCUGCUACAAAACGCGCGCACCCACACACGCGAUCUCACGUGCUGUCCUCGCGGAUGAUCGCGGCCAGCAUAUGCUUGUGCUUUCAUCCCCGACCGGGUUCGGUAACGGUGAUUGCUUUAUUGAAAUUUUCUCACCUCUGGUGCUUGUUCAAUUAGUGCCGAAUUCCUCCGUGGCAGUGCAGUGAUGUGUUGACGCACUAGGUGUGCGGCAGUGAGGGAAGUUUUUCCUUUUGAUUCGCAAACGGAAAGCUUACGACUGAUCAUCGGAGUGAAAUUGAAUCGUCUCCACGUCCAUACCGGCGCGAAAUGGUUAACGAAGGUGAAUUUUAACGAAAGUAAAUUGUAUGAUAAAGUGUUUGUGCAUAUGGUGUGAGAGACAGUAAGAACGACGCGACGUCACCUGACUUGAACUGAUUUGGUCAAUGGCUUCGAACUGAGACGGCGUGUGGCUGUGGCAUUAAGGAGAGAUUCGUAGUGCUGAAGAAAAGUUCUGCACCACAAUGUCAAAGGACUCGCGCAUUCCUCGGCCGGACGUAGUCGGCAGUCGCAUUCCGGUGCCGGGCAGCUUUCGUGUCCCAGCGCUCGCUGCCUCUUCCAGACUGCCGGCAAAGCGGCCGGGACCUUUGCAACCUCCGGCGACACCGAUUGGCUUCCUGCGGCCUCCGUCUCAGGCCCGUUCGGGCGCCAUUUCCAUCGCGCGGUCGUACUCCGGCGAUAAGCUGUCGGCGCGAGGUGAACCGAGCCCGUUUCCAACGCUGACCGCUUCCACACCGGCUCCGGCACAGCUGCGGUUGGGCGCGGUGGGAGGAGGACCCCCGCCGAGGGUGGUUGGUGGUACACCGUUCCUGAAGAAGUUGGAUCUCGCUGGGUCCGGGACGACGGAGCGGCUGGAUGAUAUAAAGCUUUGCCGGCGGGCAUUUGCAAUACCCAGUGACGAUGACGAUGAGGAUGACGCGGUGGACACGAUGGACGAUGGUGCUGGUGGACCGGACGCGACGGUUCAGAUGCUGGUAGAUGAGUCUCUCGAGCUGGUUGGGGCGCACAGUACCGAUAACCUGCUGGAUCCUCCCCUACAACCGGCGGAGGUCCCGGCGACGACUGAGUCAAACAGCACGGUGGUCAUAGCGGGCGGCAGUGGUUCGACGUUUGUUCGAAACGAACCCACGGUGACGCUGCAGCGCGAUGGCAACGUAACGUACGAGUUUCGGCGCAGUGGCACCUUCGUGAAGUCGUCCCGCGAGUCCCUCAGCUCGCCGUCGGAUGAUCCGCUCGUGCAGCGUCCCCGACCGCCGGUGAUGGACCAGACGCAUGCACGCAGCGUGACAGCUGGUUCCGUGAACGGGCCGCUCGCGCUCGGUCUAACGAGAACAUUCCGUCGGGAGAGCACCGAAAGCCUCGAUUCGCCCGUGCUCUUUGACCUCACGAGAACGAUGUCGUUCCGCCGGCCAUCGACCGGGGAGAUGCUGCUGGAGGAGGAGGAAGAGAACGGGCAGCACCGGGUACGACGUCCUCCGGUGCUCAACUCCACCAUGGUCAACGAGCGACUGCUGAACGUCACGCAAAGCAUUCCCAACAUCACGCAGGAGCUGCUGUACGCGGACGGGGAGCAUGGGCCCGGGGAUAGUGUGCUCCUUCGGACGCACCUGGGAGAGGAUCGGCAGGCUGCCAAACACAAGGCUAACAGACUCACCUUCAACCUGGAGGAAUCGCUUAAUUUGAUGCAGUUCGGUGAGGUCGAGCGAACGGGCGCCUCGAAGCCAAACCGAACGCAGGUCCUAAGCUCAACGUUGCACUCGGAGUCGAUGGUGAUCCCCGCGGUGACCGAUGGUGGAACGCCCCUGGCCCGAAGUCAUCCGAACAGCACGAUGCUUUUGCUGGAUGUGAGUUGCGCCCAGGACCGAACGCUCGUGCCGUCGGAUGAACGCGGGGCCGACAGUGAGGAGGACGAGGUGGACGGUUAUGCCGCGGAGAGACGCCGGUUGAAUGCCGCCGCCCUUGGCCAGCGGGAGACGAGCGUCGAGGCGGACGUUAGCGCUGGGAAGGAGAUAUUCGAUCUCAGCCUGGACGAACCGGAACCGGUGAGCCACCGGGAGGAGGAGGAGGAGGACCGGGAUGAAGAAGCCGUCGUGAUGCGGCGGAAGUCGGAAUCGCGUCCCACGGCCAUCCCGUCCAAGCAGCGGUUCUCGUUCGGGCUCGAUCUGACCGAGUGCACGCUGGACUGCUCGAUCGAGCUGUGCGAUUCGUCGCUGUCGCUGACGAAACCGGCUCACAUGAAGUCGCCCACGGCCUCGCUUGGGCAUGUCGGUUCGCUUACCAAGCAGGGCUCGUUCGAGAUGGACGAAAGCCUCGGCAUCCUGACGCCGGAUCAGAUGAAGGAGUUCCUCGACUCGACCACCACCAACACGAACAAUACGAACAACGCGAAUGCGACGUCGGCCGGGUUAGAGCUGCAGCUGAACACGAGCCACGGUGGGGGGAGUAUCGGGGGUCACCAUCACAAGCACGGCGCGUUGCAGCACCACUGUCGGAUCGAUCAGACACCUUCGCCGGAGGAGCUGCCGCUCGAUCCGGUUGGCGUGAAGACGGACAUGUCCGACAUUAUGCUCCCGUCGGAGCUGCUACUGAUGUCCGGAGCAGGACCGCAAGGAUUUGGUAGCACGAGCGGGGCCAGCGGAAGUGGAGGGAACGUGGGAGCCACCGUUAGUGAGGUGUCCCAGGCCGACUCCGACCCCAAGACGGACCAGAUGAGCAAAUCGGCCACCUCGUCGAAGGUGUCGAACAGCUUUAUCACGAGCAUCACAAGCAUCACGAGUCUGGACACCGGGUACCAGGGCGACGGGGAAAUGUCCCGGCCGGCGAGCCGUGGCGCGGACCACUCACCUUCGAACGGGCCACGGCUGAAGUCGGCGAACGGUGGUGGAGGCGCCUGGCAGCCGUUGAUGGCGGCGGCCGUUGCUGCGGUCCCCCGCCGCCAGGAUCCCAUGACCGAUUCGGACUUUUUCACCGAAAGCGACGCGGACGACGUGUUCAAUCGGGGUGACGCCCGGCGGGCGCAGAUCAUCGAUGGCCAACUGUACGGUGGUGCUAACGGGGGGCAGCUGGGAGCCGCCGGUGGACAGGGUGCGAACGCGCUCUUCCACGCGAUCAACGAGCACGAGGCGGCCGGCCAUGAGGACGGUGGGCAGAACGAGGACUCGUGCAUGGAGUCGAGCGGGAUCUUCACCGACGUGGAAAAUCGUGCCGAUGACGAUCUCGUGCAGCGGCGUGCGGAUGACCAGCAGGAGGCGGCUGCGGCUGCGGCGGCUGCCAUCUUUGAAGAGGAGCAGCGCACAGACGACAUGAGUCCGGACACUUCGACCGAUACGAUCAGUAGCAGCAACAGCCAGAACUUUGCCCGACCGUGUCCCGCGCAGUCGGAGAACGAGUCGGCUAACGAGACGAUCCGGUUGAAUCCGUCGUGCAGCGGCGGUGCAUCGUUUAGCGGACAGAACAAUGCCGGCGUUAGUGGAGUUGGACACGAGGGAAGCAAGAGGUGCGCCAGUGUCGACCUCACCGACGACGACGACAAUGCUCAGGCACGUUCCGGCACGAUAGCGAGCGGAGGUUCCCCGCCGGCGGGAGAACCGAGCAGCGCGGGAUGUCAACGUGAUCACCACUACCAAGCCGGCGCUGCAACGUCGACGCCGAUUGCCGCCGGCGGUAGCGGCGACGCGGUUGGUGAUAUUGGUGUCGCAGGUUCCCCGGCAGCAGCAGCAGCAGCUGUUGACGGCGCGGGUUCUGGUAGUGGUAGCGUCGUCGUCGCACUGGCUACCGCUGGAAGCGAUGUUGCGCGUCGCGAUGUGGACGCCUGCUGCUCGGGCGCUAGUAGCGCACAGACACCCGGUAGUGGCGGUAGCGGUAAGAAAUCGACGUGCAUCGGAACCGGCUCCUCCACGUCCCGCAAGCAGCUUAAGAACGAAGCGAAUCGUGGGCUCCGGAAGCACCAGCAGCAUGCGGCCCUCGGGAAGCUGUCAUCGGUGUCGCGCGUAGAGCGUCUAACUAAGACGCGCCUUCUGAAGGACUCUCCGGAGAGUCCCGUGCCGCGUGGCUCGGGUGUUGACGGGCAGCAUGGGGGAAGUUUCGCGUACGGCGUUGGUGCUAGUGCUGUCCCCGGUGGUGAUUGUGAUCAGGAAAACAAGCGUCCUUGCACCGGUGUUGUGAUGGGCACGCGUAGUGCCAGCGGUGGAGUGGUGUGUCUUAGUGGUGGGCCACGUGGUAGUACGGUCACUCCCGUCGCUACCUCGACCGGAGGAAGUUCCAACCUGAGCUUUGCGAAGAAAUCGAACACCCCAAACAAGUGGGACGCGGUGAUGAACAAGAUCGCGGAGAAUAAGGCGGUGAUGAAGCGCAACUUUAGUGACGUCAAGUCCCGGAUAAGCUGUGGCGGGGCGAAAGUGGCGUCCUCGGUGUCGGUGUCGAGGCGCGACUCCCCGGCCACCUCGUCGCUGAAGAGCCCACCGUCCGAGAGCGCCAGUGUUGCCAGCCGCACUUCCGCGCCCGGCAAGCGGACGAUCUCCGGCUCGGUGAAACGCGGACGAACACACAGCAAAGACAGCUCGCUGAGCGAUCUCAGCCUUUCGGGAGGCUCACCGAAACUAACACUAAAAGUGUCCAGCACCCGACCAGCCAAAAAGCGAGAUGUGCGCACAAUUAAUUCUUCAUCCAGCGACCUGGGACCGCCCUCGAAGACGAAUGGCGCACAACCGGCACGAAGCAGCGCAGCACGGGCGGCCGCCGCUUUGCAGAAACGUAUAUCUCCCAACUUGACGAGUGUUCCAUCCACCCCGCUCGUUCCGGAACAGUUGAAGGCAUCGCCGCCGACGAAGCGGAAUUUACUGCUGAAGCGCAAUGGCACGGCAACCGGAGCGCUGCCCGUCAAGACACCACUCAAAGAUCAUAACCGUCUCGCUGGCGUGACGCAAAACUCUAAAUCCAGUGUGGUCGGAGCGCCCCCGUCGGCCACCAACGCGUCGCCGAAACCCUCGUCCAAGUCCUUGCUGCGCUCCUCCGCCGUCAGCUCGCCAACAUCGGCCACGGCGAACCACCAUCAUCCGUACUCCCAUCAGCAGCAGCAGCAUCAGCACGCCGGAAGCAAUGGCGUGGUCCCGUCGACGACGACGACGUCGGCGACCACUGUGAAGGCGAUCCAGCGCAAUGGAACCAUCAUCCUGGACAAGACCACCGGCUCGCCGCUGCUGAUUUGCGAUGCGUCCGGCGCUGGUGGGCGCGCCCCGGAAGAACCGGCGCCAAAGCAGGCGGAAUCGAACUGUGAUCAACAUCAUCUACCCCGGGAUCAUGCCAAGGGGCGCGCGGGUGGCGGAGAGAAAGCCAUGGCCGCUCCCGGGCCGGAACUGGUCGACAUCAGCUUGCUCAACCAUGCCCAGAAGGGCGUGGAGGCGCUUGGCGUUUUAGUACAAUACCUAGUUUUUAAUUUGGACGCCUUCUCCUGUCCCACAAUCAAGAUGGCACACCAGAAGACCACCAGCGAUCUGCUGGAAACCAAGUCCAUGCUCGACGAAGAGCGCACCAACAGUCAGACGCUGAAGCAGCAGCUUCUCGAGACGACCGAACGUGAAACAGAGCUACAGCAGCUGCACCGGUGUGAGCUGAGUAGAGUGGAAACCUGCUUGAGUGAACAGCAGCGCAAUGCUGACGAUCGGAUUGCAACGCUCGAGGCGCAGCUCAGCGAGAAGGAGUACGCCAGUCGCGACCUGCAGUCGCGCAUCGAUUGCUACGAAGCGAAGCUAGCCGAGCAGGCGAAACAGCUCGAACACUCCCGGGCCCGCGAGCUGGACCUGCUGCAGCGAAUCAACGCGCUCAGCUGCACCGAGAACGAGCUCCGGGACAAGGUGCACUCGAGCGAGCUGGCCUACAGCGAGCGGCUGCAGGCCGCUGCCAUGCGCGAACGUGACCUCACCGAGCAGAUCGGCGGCCUCAACCGGGACCUCGAUCGGAUGCGACGGGAAACGGAGCAGAAGGAGCGCGAGCUCGAGGAGAAACUCACGAUCACCAAGGACGAGUGCGUGGUGCUGCGGCAGAACCGUAGCAGCCUGCUGGAACCGCCGGCACCGUCGGCGCAGCAGAACGGAGGCGAACGGUGCGCCGCGAACACGUCCGGCAACCCGCUGCAGCUGAACCGAUCGUCCGGCAACAUCAACCAUCUGCAGUUGCUGCAGGACGAGGUGGACAGCUUGCGGUGCGUGCUGGAUCUGAAGCAGCGCGAAAUUUCCGAACUGCGCAAGCAAACGCAGGAGUACGAGCGGGACGCGAAGGAGCUGCCCGGUGCGCUGGUAAAGAUCUCCGCCCUGGAGUCACGGAUCGAGGAUCUGCAGGUGCAGCUGAAGACCAAAACCGAAGAGGAGAAAGAGCUACAGCAAAGGCUGAAACAGCUACAGGACAACCUGAGUCAGGAAAGCAAAAUCAAAAGCCGGCUCUCGCUGCACAACGAGGAGCUGCAGUGGCGCUUGAAGCAGAACUCGGAGAAGUUUACCAUCGCGUACGCGGAACUUUCGAAGAGCUACCACGAGAACUCGAGCUACAUGAUGACCGCGUCCAAGUCGAGCAUCGAGCCGCACACACCGGUGCACUCGCACCACCACCAUUCGCACCAGCUGAGCCAUAAUCAGUCGCGAUCGAGCUGCUCGGAACGGUUCUUCGACAUGGACGACAUCUCCCCACCGACCUCGCCCGUCAUCAAGGGCAUGGUGGAGAAGAGCGACUCGGUGUCGUGGGUGCUCGAGAUCGACGACGAACCGCCGGAGGUAUCCGCCUCGCGGAUGGUGCGGCGGGCGGGCUCGUUCCGUUCCAAUGCCACGUUCGACAAUGCCACGCCGAAGCGACCCAAGUGUGGCCUGAACCAGACGAUCAACGGCAUGACGACGGGUGGUGGUGGCGGCGGUAUCCAGCAGUCGACUUCGGCCGCAUCGAUUCUGAAGCAACACUCGAGUGACAUGUCGCCGAUUAAGCCACCGCAGCAGGGCUCCGGGAACCAUCGAUUGCGCUCCAAAUCGGUCAGCAUUAAGGCGGCGGAACCACCAAAGAAGAUUGUCCGAUCGAACUCGGGUGCGUCGGCGUCACCGUGCCCGGUGUCGGCAGUGGGUGGUCCGUCCGGAAUGACCAAACCGAUGCGUAUCGGCGAGAUGGCCGGUUCGUGGAAGGAACAGCCCCUGUACAGCAGUUCCCCGUAUGCUCACAAGCGAUUUUUGAGCGAAGACAUCGAACUGCUGACCGCCGGGAGCUCUUCGGCCAAACCGAUCAGCUUCGAUCAGCAGCAGCAGCACCAGCCCCAUCGGGCGAAGGAUCUUUUUCUAGAGGAGACGGAGUUUCUCAGCGAGCCGGAAAGUCCGUUCGCUCGGCGGCCGAAGCUGAACGGUGGUGAGGACAUUGCGAACCCACCCGUCGAAGUGUUCCAUCGUGAUAAAACGCCAAACUUCAAGAAGAGCAAGGAAAACCGGGGCCUGAUCACCUGCGACACGACCGCCCUUACCGGUGGUUCCUCUUCGACGAAGGUCGUCGGUGCUAAUGGCAGCGGGGGCAGCGGAGUCGGCGUCGGUGGACUGACGGCACGCGACAAACGGCGUGAGUUUACGCGCAAAGCGAACGCAAACCUCGCCGGAUCGCUGCUGAUGGAAGCGGCCGGUGAGGCGCUCGUGUCCGGUUCCAACUCGGACGACGAAGCGUCCUCAUCGUCGUCCGCCUCCUCCUCCGCGUCGUCCUGCAUCUCCGAGGGAAGUCUCUCGUCGGCGAGCAGAGCGAGCAGCAGCACCGCCAGCCAUGGCAACAGUCCGCUGCACGGUGGAGGAAAGCGAAGCAGCGACCGCAUGAACGAAGACGACACGAUCGAAGAUGCCGCCGGUGGUGGUGACUCGUCCCAGGGACAGCAACCGAACAACCACCAUCAUCAUCACCAUCACCAGCAUCGACGACGGCACUCGAACAUCUCACUCGAGGACGCACUGAUGAAGAAGAUCGUCGCCAGCCUCAACGGGGACAGCGUCGGCACGCCGAUGGAGGUCAGCUGGUCCGAGGAUGGCGAUCCGGGCUCGGAAUCGAUCGUAUGACAAGACGACGACAGUUUCUAAUCGCGGCCAGCCGGAGAACGGAUCAGUCGCAUUGUUUUUAAGGAUGGAAAGUGAUAGUGGCGACCCGGGGCUGGGGCCAAACCCUCGGCAUGACGCGAGAGAGAGUGUGUGACAGAGAGAGAGAGGUAAAGAGUCAAAGGGAUGACAUGAAGCUGACGAUGGAAUUCUAUAAGAAAAGCCCUUUCCCUACCGGAACCGAAGGGGAACCAUUCACACAGGACAUCCUCUCUCCUCACCGACUAUCCCACGCGGAAGCCGGGGGGCCACUACUUGCGCGCGGGUACUUCAUUGCGGGUAUAUGCACAUCGUAUCGAUCGAUUCCGCCAUGAGAGUUCGCGUUCGAGUUUCGAAUCUGAUUCUAGUGGCUUAUAGCCUCCCCUCCCCCCCCCCACGCUAGGUGCCCCCUCAUGUGCCCCAAUGUGUUGUCCCAUCCCAAAAAGGAAACGAAACAAACUGGUUAGAGAGUUAGGUUAGGUUAUUCCGGUAAUCCCGCCCUUAACUGACUUAGUUACUCGAGUUGCUUAUUAGUUGUUUAAUUUUAGCGUGUAAGUUUGUUUCUGUGUUUAAUGUUCGUUUACUCGUCUAAUAGAAUUAGAAGCGUCCCCCCUUCGGUAUAAAAAAAAAACACACACACACACAAUGCACAAACGUGCUAUCCAAAAACCUCCCACACGCUAAGUAAACAAACAAACUACCAUUUAAAAAAACUCCCCUUAAAACGUGAACAUAUUUAAUCGGAAAAUAAGAGAUGCAUUAAUUGGAAAGUUA